This is a messenger RNA of Ornithorhynchus anatinus (platypus), 996 nucleotides long. Its product is annotated as olfactory receptor 52D1-like. Lineage: Eukaryota; Metazoa; Chordata; Mammalia; Monotremata; Ornithorhynchidae. The coding region runs from base 1 to 996 and encodes 331 amino acids. Gene Ontology annotation, molecular function: G protein-coupled receptor activity; olfactory receptor activity. The transcript has a single exon. Gene Ontology annotation, cellular component: membrane. Gene Ontology annotation, biological process: G protein-coupled receptor signaling pathway. The record is from RefSeq and is a predicted model, not a curated record.
AUGUGGCUAAGUCCAAGCAGGAGACCGAACCCCAUCCUUCUCGGGCUCAACCGGACCAGUUUCCACCCUGCCUCCUUCCUCCUCCAGGGCAUCCCGGGCCUGGAAGGCCUCCACCUCUGGCUCUCUAUCCCCACCUGCCUGAUGUACAUCUUAGCCCUGCUGGGCAACAGCGCCCUUCUCUUCCUCAUCCUCCUCGAUCGCAACCUCCACACACCCAUGUUUCUCUUCCUGGCCAUGCUGGCCGGGGCCGAUCUGGCCCUAUCCACCUCCACGGUCCCCAAGACACUGAGCGUUCUCUGGGCACUGUCCCAGGAGAUCUCCUUCCACGCCUGCCUGGCCCAGAUGUUCUUUGUCCACGUCACCUUUAUUGCCGAGUCCACCAUCCUGUUGGCCAUGGCCUUUGACCGCUACAUGGCCAUCUGUCGGCCGCUGCACUAUCCCGCCAUCCUGACCACCGCAGUCACUGGCAGGAUAGGGCUGGCCGCCCUGGGCAGGGCCCUCUGCGUUAUGGUCCCCACCAUCUUCCUGCUGGAGCGGCUGCCCUACUGUGGGCACAGAAGAAUGCCACACACCUACUGUGAGCACAUGGGCAUCGCCCGCCUGGCCUGCGCUCCCAUCGGGGUCAACAUCUGGUACGGCCUGACCACUACCCUGUUGUCACCUGGGUUGGAUGUGAUGCUCAUCAGCACCUCCUAUGGGCUCAUUCUCCAUGCUGUCUUUCAGCUCCCAUCCCGGGAUGCCAAGCUCAAGGCCCUGGGCACCUGCGGAGCCCACUUCUGCGUCAUCCUGCUUUUCUACCUCCCGGCCCUCUUCUCCUUCUUUGCCCACCGUUUUGGCCAGGGCAUCCCCCUCCAUGUCCAUGUCCUCCUGGCCAACCUCUAUGUUCUCCUGCCCCCUAUGCUCAACCCCAUCAUCUAUGGGGUCAAGACCAAGCCUAUCUGGGAGAGAAUGGUUCGCCUCCUGUCUUGUGUCUCUGCAGCUGUCAGGGGUUCAUGA